AUGGCUGAUGCACCCCCCUCCCUCCCGGGCCCUAUGCCCUCGUCCUUUGACGGCGACCAGGAACUUCAGAAUGAAAGACCAAUGCAAAAGGUCCUUCGCAAGAUCAAGGAGGAGCCGUUGAUCCCCCUAGGAAUGGGUCUGACCACUCUCGCCUUUAUCAAUGCCUACCGAGCCCUCCGUCGUGGUGAUUCAAAACAGGCGAACCGCAUGUUCCGAGCCCGAGUUGCAGCCCAAGGUUUCACCGUAUUCGCCAUGCUUGCCGGCAGCAUGUAUUACCAGAAGGACCGCGAGAAGAGCAAGGAGCUCCGCCAGCUCCAGGAGCAGAAGGAUGCUGAAGAGAAGCGACAAAAGUGGAUUCGUGAGCUCGAGGCCCGAGACGAGGAGGAAAAGGCCAUGCGUGCGAGACUCGAGAAGAAGAGACAACAGGUCCAGGCCCAGCGGGCCGAGGAGACCAAGGCAACGGCAGAACCGCAACCCGAAGGCACCGAGACUUCCAGUAAUGGAGGUAUUCUGAGCCGCAUUGGCUUGUGGCCACAGGGCAGCAAGGGAGAGAAGAAGGAUGACAACAAAGCCGCCGCAGAAGCUGUCGAGGAUGAGGCCAGCUCAAAGAAGAAGAAGAAUCCCAAGAGUUCUCUGGGCGAUCUUGGCGAAAUUAUCUCAAAGAGGAAGGACUGA
This is a messenger RNA of Fusarium tjaetaba, 675 nucleotides long. Its product is annotated as altered inheritance-mitochondria 31 mitochondrial. Gene Ontology annotation, biological process: mitochondrial respirasome assembly. Gene Ontology annotation, cellular component: mitochondrion. NCBI's taxonomy places the organism in Eukaryota, Fungi, Ascomycota, Sordariomycetes, Hypocreales, Nectriaceae. The record is from RefSeq and is a predicted model, not a curated record. The transcript has 3 exons. The coding region runs from base 1 to 675 and encodes 224 amino acids.